GCUGCACGCCUGUCUGCGGAUGCCUUGCAGUGAGGCGGCGAGCUGCACUUGGCACGCUGGCUUCAGAGACACGCGGUUCUGUUCCGACUCAGUGCCCACACUCGUCUACGUCCCUUAUCCUGGUGACGUCACCCAAGACUGCUUGCAGCUGAUUGCAGACCACGGUACGCCAACUAUCCGGAAAGGCGCCUACACCUUUGUGCCCUGGCUGCUGAGCUUCAAGAGAGGCCGGGCGCUGGAGGAGCGGGACCACAAGAUCCUCGUCAAGGAGGCCGGCUACUUCUUCAUCUACGGCCAGGUCCUGUACACCGACCCCACCUUCGCCAUGGGCCACGUCAUCCAGAGGAGGAAGGUGCACGUCUUCGGGGACGAGCUGAGCCUGGUCACCCUGUUCCGCUGCAUCCAGAACAUGCCUCAGACGCUGCCCAACAACUCCUGCUACUCUGCAGGCAUCGCCAAGCUGGAGGAAGGGGACGAGCUACAACUCGCCAUACCCCGGGAAGACGCAAAAAUAUCCCGGGACGGAGACGCCACGUUCUUCGGAGCCUUGAAGCUGCUGUGACCCACGGACACCUUGCCUGGGGCUCUCCCCACCCCCCCACCCCAUUUUCUGCACCUCGGGCUGGGGGUGGGGUGGGGUGUGGGGGUGGACGCUCUUAACUGGAAAUACCAAAGGGUAAAGUCAAGGUCAUUGCCAUAACCCUUGCUGUGAGCUGUUUGUUUUGGUUUGUUGAAACCAGACCAAAACAGGAAAUUUAAGAGCCAGCCACUGCCAAAGGGCGUCAUGUGAAUUACGAGAAAUUGAGUCUAUUCAGAGAAAGAUAGAUAGACUCAGGCUCUCUCUCUCUCUCUCUCUCUCUCUCUCUCUCUCUCUCUGUUGAUCCAUGUUGAACAUUUGAGUCAGAGCGUCCUGUCUUGGAGGAGAGUGGGGAGUUUUCAUUGGUCUCUUCUUACAAAGCCUGGGUUCUAUCACUUCCUGGCAGGCCCCACACCCCCAGGGCAUAAGACACAUGGGGAGACCCCAGGAGUUGCCCUUUCAGGCAGUGAACACUGGGGACGGUCAGAGGCUAAGCAGAACCAUGCAAAUCUGAGACAGGAAGUGGAACUAAGUGUCAAAAUACAUCCUACCGACCCAUUGGCAUCACAAUGGGCUGUCUGUCGGUCCUGUGCAUGUCUGUCUUCCUGGUUCAGGUCUGAGGCAUCUGUCUCCGUGGUUGAGGACCCCUCAGAACACGCCAGACACUGCUCUCAGAGAUGACUCCGGAGUCCGCGUAUUUCCACAGCUGGUUUCAGUUCCUGCCUUAGGCUACGACAGUAAAAUGUCUGGAAACCAACUGGGACAAGGACUUGUCCCACCGAGAGACUUAUUAAAAGAUGAGUGUUGUGUUUAGGCCGUGAGGGGAGACAGUUCUCUCCUGAGCAGGGGCACAGGACCCCCGUCACCUGACUCUGCAGCUGUUGCACUCGGUACUCUGAACCACUGUGGUUGCUAUUUUUAAUGACUUGGCACAUUUUGCCCGUGGGUGUGGAAGCUGACCACGUCAAGUGUGGUGAGCACUGAGUCCCAUGCAGGCUGGUUCCAGUUCAUGGCUGGCACCACUGAGUGAGAAGCAUGACUGCCCUCACCAGCAAAUACCCAGUGUGCAGAGGAGCACAGUGGCCGGUCAUGCUGGAAUGCCUUUCCCCUUUUGUUCCCUCCCUUUUUGUCUGAAACUGCUGCUAUUACAGUUCCCAACCUUCACAAAAUGCCCCUGUUGCCAGCUUCCAGACACGGAGGCUCCCUCCAAAGCCUCCUGAAGUGGGUUCUGUGCCAGGCUCGCCAGCAGGUUUCUGGACAGCCGGACGCCAGCAUCCCGAGUCUCAUUUGCUGGAUUUGCUGGAGGGCUACCUUUGGAGAAAGCCCUACGACUCUUUCUGUGACAUCACUUUCCCUCCCCUUGCCUGUCUCUGAACAUGUCUCUUCAAGAUUCUGGUUUCACAGUCCUCUGCUUCAAGCUUGAGAGGUUCUCAUCCAGCUCAGUUUCUCUCCAGUUCACAUCACAGCGUUUUGAAGACAUACAUGCUUUUUGAAACCAAAUGAUUUGGGUUUUGUCCUUGAAUUCGAACAUUGUUUAAAACUCUGAUUUCUGGGUUUUUUUGUUUGUUUGUUUUAGUUAGGCUGUAUUUGCUUUAUAAUACUACAAUUACCAAGAAGUGAUGAUUGGGGAGGGGAUCCAAUCGUAAGAGGAGCUCAACCAGUCUCUUGAGAGUCUCCACUGACUUGGAUGCCCAAAUAAAACAUCUCGGUGGCAUCUGUCUCCCCUUCUGGUUUUGUCCAACCUCAUUUCAUCAUCCCUGGGCUGCUCUCUACAUAGCAAAAUGUCAGUUUAAAAAUAGGUGCGACCAGAAAGACAACGUAAUGCUUCUGCAGAAGACUUUGAUGCCUUAGGCUUCUUGGUCCCAGGUUUAAUCCCCAGCACCACCAACGGCCAGAACUGAGCAGGGCUCUGAGGGCGGAGGGAGGAGUGAGUGAGCAAUUCUGAAACAUGACAAAGUCGUGCUGUGUUAGGAUACAACAGUAAAACAUUUGAAAGCGUCA
This is a messenger RNA of Erinaceus europaeus (western European hedgehog), 2578 nucleotides long. RefSeq names its product TNF superfamily member 13b (gene TNFSF13B). NCBI's taxonomy places the organism in Eukaryota, Metazoa, Chordata, Mammalia, Eulipotyphla, Erinaceidae. Gene Ontology annotation, molecular function: tumor necrosis factor receptor binding; receptor ligand activity. Gene Ontology annotation, biological process: immune response. Gene Ontology annotation, cellular component: membrane. The transcript has 6 exons. The record is from RefSeq and is a predicted model, not a curated record. The coding region runs from base 20 to 562 and encodes 180 amino acids.